Molecule: messenger RNA, 1960 nt
Organism: Bicyclus anynana (squinting bush brown)
Lineage: Eukaryota; Metazoa; Arthropoda; Insecta; Lepidoptera; Nymphalidae
Product: 15-hydroxyprostaglandin dehydrogenase [NAD(+)]
Exons: 2
Coding region: 179-934 (251 amino acids)
Cellular component (GO): cytoplasm
Molecular function (GO): oxidoreductase activity, acting on the CH-OH group of donors, NAD or NADP as acceptor
Source: RefSeq, a predicted model, not a curated record
GCUCUUAAACACACGGACGUGUGUAGCGACUUUAUUAUAAUACGAACAGAGAAUAAUGAUUGCCAUAUGCGUAAUUUGACGUUAAAAUAGAUUCGCUCGGCGAUUUCAGUUCGAUCGCGGGUCUCGUGGUGUGUUGACUUUGCUAUAUCCAUUUAAGUAGUUCACAUCAAAAGAAAACAUGGAUCGUGACGUAAAAGGAAAAGUUGCGGUCAUAACUGGAGGCGCGGAUGGUCUCGGGCUAGCCAUGGUGAAGAGUUUCCUACAGAAGGGAGCCAAGCUGGUGAUAAGCCUUGACAUUAACGAAGAACAAGGAAAAGCGUCAGAAGCAGCAUUGAAAUCCGAGUAUGGAAACGACAGGGUUGUCUUCUACAAGUGUAAUGUACAAACAGAUUUGGAAGCGAUUUUCGACAAAAUUAUUGCUGAAUAUAAAGCUAUUGACAUCCUUAUUAAUAAUGCUGGCGUGCUUGACGAAUUAAAUAUAAGACGCACCAUAGAAGUGAACACCAUAGCCCUCAUGGAAUGGACCAUGAAGUUCUAUGAACAGAUGAGGACUGACAAAGGUGGAAAAGGUGGCACAAUAAUUAAUGUAUCAUCAAUAUAUGGUUUUAGAGUCCUACCCUACAUUCCUUAUUACCAUGGAUCUAAAUUUGCUGUUAUCGGGUUUUCUAAAUCUAUCGGCCAUGAAGACAACUUCAAAAAGUCGGGUGUUCGUGUAGUAACCCUAUGCCCAGGGUUGACACACACUAAUAUGGCUAAUUAUCCCAAAAUAAAAGAAGAUGACAUGAUUCCAGAGUUUAAGACUUGUCUUCUCGCGCAUGAUUGGCAAGAUCCGGUAGACAUCGGCAGAGGUACGGUGGAGAUUUUCGAAAAGGCUGACACUGGUACCGUUUGGCUUGUAGAAGGUACACGACCAGCUGAGAAAUUGAAUUUCUGAAUAUUUCUGAAUAAUAUUUUUCUCAUAUUUAAAAAUAUAAACAUUACAUUGCACAAAGUAAUUAGUCAAGCGUUUAAGAAAUUAGUCACAGACGUCGACUUAAAUAUAGCAACACUAAUUUAUGUGCAUUUGUCUAUGUAAUUGUAUAGGAUUCGAAAUCUUAUUUAAGAAAAUACUUAUUACAGUUCGUUUCAUGUAGGAUGGUGCGGGUGACAGUUCGUUUCACUCUUAAAAGUUUGCCGCGAUACGAUAAUAGUACGUAUUAUGAACGUCAUACAUACAUGCGACUGACACCGUACCCAUGCUAUCUGAAAAACGCUUUAAUAAGAAAGUUAUGUAAUUAUAUUACAUUAAUUAUUGUAAUUAUGAACGAAUUACCAAGCAAACCAGAUUCUUGAAAUAUAUUUUGUAUAUGAUGAAAUUAUAAAAUAUUUUGUAAUUUUUGGCAAUAGGAUAGCAGUGGAUAUGACUUCUGCCUCCGAUUUCGGAGGGUGUGGGUUCGAAUCCGGCCCGGGGCAUGCACCUCCAACUUUUCAGUUGUGUGCAUUUUAAGAAUUUAAACAUCACGUGUCUCAAACGGUAAAGGAAAAAUAUCGUGAGGAAACCUGCAUACCAGAAAAUUUUCUAAAUUCUCUGCGUGUGUAAAGUCUGCCAAUCCGUAUUGGGUCAGCGUGGUGGACUAUUGGCCUAACCCCUCGACUCGAGCUCAGCAAUGAGCCGAAUAUGGGUUGAUAAUGAUAACGAUGAUGAUGAUUAGAUGUUGAUGAAAAUCCACGUGACCGAUACUCUCUGAGGGACUUUGCGAGAGUGUACACAAGGGGGUGUAACUGGGUAUUUUUUAAUCACACUACUUCACAGACCGAUGAUUCGAACCCAGGACUUCAUGAUACGAAGUAAUGCCUGCAUACAAACCAUUUAAAGUUAAUAUAAAAUUGUUUCUGUAUCAGUUUGUACUAGGUAUAUUUUAUAUAUAGAAAACAAAACCUCUUGUUUGUAUCAAAUAAAAGUGAAUGAAAAAAUAAUCUA